Messenger RNA from Pestalotiopsis fici W106-1, 1764 nucleotides. RefSeq lists its product as uncharacterized. The transcript has 3 exons. NCBI's taxonomy places the organism in Eukaryota, Fungi, Ascomycota, Sordariomycetes, Amphisphaeriales, Sporocadaceae. Bases 1 to 1764 code for a protein of 587 amino acids. The record is from RefSeq and is a predicted model, not a curated record.
AUGGCGGAAAUAUUAGGAAUAGCCUCGGCGGCAAUUGGCCUAGUGCCUAUAGUUGUUGAAGUUGUAAAAGGAUUUGGCACUUUAUGUAAGGCUAUGAAGGUGGCAAAAGCCUGCGCCAAACAACUGAAAGACCUCGAUGUGAAUCUUCGAACACAGGAACAAAUUUUCAUCAACGAGUGCGAACUCCUCCUGCGACCAUCAAUGGCAAGCACGCAAUCACUACAAGAGAUGACCAGGGACUUUGAUAAUCCGACUUAUCAUGAUGGCGCCCUUGAGAUCCGCAUUCAAUCGCGAAUGUCUCAGAGUUAUGAACAGUCAAUUGAGAUCAUAAAAGCAAUACGUCUUUCACAGCAACUGCUUCAAUCGGAAUUGAGCACGUUUGCCAUUGUCCGCGAGGAAAAGCAAGUGCACGAGUCCUUGAGAGCAACUUUUAAGCGUCUAAAGACACGUCUUGAAGUUGGAUUCAACCUUUCUUCAUAUGAAAAGCAGUUGGAUCAAAUCAGACGCCACAAUUGCAACCUUCAAGCCAUACGGCGUCAGUUGGAUGAUCUACACACAGCAAAACCUUUCAAGCACGCGACACCUCUUCCAAACAGGCCGUCGCUGCCGAGUUGGAUAUCGCCAGUCCGCGAAUUGUCCAAAGAUGCAUAUUUCGCAUUAAGUUCAGCAUUCUCCUGCCAGGAUGACAAGCAUACCGAUCACUAUACAGCCCUAGAAACCAGCACUAGAAGUCCAGGUCAGAAGAGCUCACGACUUGAGGUUGCAAUUGUAUAUUGCCACGGCACCGAUAUCGAGGAUCACACUUUUCUUAGAUUGAUCCUGCAAUCGUGCCUCCCACAUCCGGAAUGGGUGUCCAAAACUGGGACGGCCCAUGUCCCGAAAAGUACAAGACGGGUACAGUUCGCGGAGCCCGAACCUGAGCGACACAGUACAGAAUCGUGCCCAGUGCCGCCAGAGCAAAGAAAUCUAAUUAGCCUCUCGGCAGUAGACAAUGCAUGCGCGUAUCUAGAGUCUACGAUGCGGUACUCGACACGACAACACACGGACUAUCUCGCGUAUCUUUACCAAGAAUCACCUUGCGAGCGUUCAUUCUAUAUAACCAGGCACACGGAUGGCUAUUCUCCAGAUUCAUACCAUCGAAGGAAAAGCUUGCAGGACCUGUUCAAGAACGCCCCAGCGACUCGAGUGACUAUGCCAGGCCAACUCAGGUUGGCUAUUCAGCUGGUCUACGCGGUACUACAGAGUCACUCAACACCAUGGCUCAGGGAACUUUGGACGACAUCUGAUCUUUUAUUUGAAACGACAGGGCCAAAUCACCAGAACCUGGACCUCGACCUGUUUUUACGAUCUCGCCUGUUGAGCCACAAUGAUACCGACUCGACGACGACUACGCUCGAAAGACGGGUCCACAGGGACAAGGGAAAAUCCAUUCCCUCUGACAGAACCGACGGCUACGGAAGAGAUAAUUACGAUAUAUGCAACAUGACCUUGUUCAGCCUGGGGAUAGCACUGCUCGAGAUAGGCCACUGGGCUCCAAUGUCGCAAAUGCGAUUGAAUGGCGACCGCGACGAUAUUGCAACAGCAUUGAGAGUUGCACAAGAGAAUAUCGGGCUUGGUAAAAAAUAUGGUCGCAUAGUUCGGAAAUGCAUGCAGUGCGAGUUUGGUUACGGGCACGACCUCGGCAAGGUGGAACUCCAAAGCGCUAUUUAUAGCGAUAUCGUCUGCCCUUUGCAAGAAUUAGUAGACAGAUUGGACGGGCCUUGA